This is a messenger RNA of Choloepus didactylus (southern two-toed sloth), 2024 nucleotides long. RefSeq names its product zinc finger protein 22. Bases 91 to 768 code for a protein of 225 amino acids. The transcript has a single exon. NCBI's taxonomy places the organism in Eukaryota, Metazoa, Chordata, Mammalia, Pilosa, Megalonychidae. The record is from RefSeq and is a predicted model, not a curated record.
GCUCGAAAAUUCUGAGCUGCAACCCAAGGAAGUGAAACCUUUGUACAAAGGAAGACAGUCACUCUCUUAAGAAUCAUUUUUCUGUUCACCAUGAAGUUAGGAAAAACUAAAGGGGGUUUUUCUCGAAGCUCAAGCAAAAGAAAAGCCUAUGAGAACCAGCGUAAAACAGCACGUCAGCGGCAGAAAUGGGGAAUGGUUGCUCGAUUUGAGUCAAGCUUGAGUAGGCUGAGAAGAAGCUUGGAUGAGAAACCUUACAAAUGUACUGAGUGUGAAAAGAGUUUCAGUCAGAGUUCAACUCUUUUUCAACACCAGAAAAUCCAUACUGGAAAGAAAUCCCACAGAUGUGCUGAUUGUGGGAAAAGUUUCUUUCAGAGUUCUAAUCUCAUUCAGCAUCGACGGAUCCAUACUGGGGAAAAGCCCUAUAAGUGUGAUGAGUGUGGUGAAAGGUUUAAACAGAGCUCAAAUCUCAUUCAGCAUCAGCGAAUUCAUACCGGAGAAAAGCCCUAUCAGUGUGAUGAGUGUGGCCGAUGUUUCAGCCAGAGCUCCCACCUCAUUCAACACCAGAGAACCCACACCGGGGAGAAGCCCUAUCAGUGCAGCGAGUGCGGCAAGUGCUUCAGCCAGAGCUCUCAUCUCAGGCAGCACACGAAGGUGCACAAGGAAGAGAAGCCUCGGAAGACCCGGCGCAAAAACAGCAGGGCAAAAGCUCACCUAGUAUCGUCUUGGAAAGCUGGUACAGGAAGGAAGUCUGUGGCUGGUCUCCGCUAAGUAAAGGGCACUACUUCAGCCCUCUUUAAAAAAAAUUUUUUUUUAAGGCUAAUCGUUUAGUACUAGAGAUGCUUUAUAGUUGAACACUUUUAUUGCAUUUUCUUUUUCUAAUAUUGGAGACAUUGGGAGUUCAAUGACUUUAUUGGGCUGAAAGAAACAACAUUAGUUCAUCUGUACUCUUUUUUUUUUUUUUUUAAAGUGACAUGGAGCACAGAGAACUGAAAAUGUGUUUUGAGAGAAUGCAAGAUCCCUUGACCUCAUUUAAAAUUGCUUCCUGCCUCACUUUGACAAAUACCAUCAUGUUUUGAUGACAUGUAUAUGAAAGUGCAGGAAUGUGCCAAUGAUUCCUUAAUUUUAGGACUUUUAGUGGAAGGAGUAAUUAAAUAAAAGGGAGAGGAGAUUAAUUCCAUUUGUUUUGGAGUUCUGCAGCUGAGGAUGAGAGUCGUUAGAUUGUCUGCAAAGUUUUGUAGUGUAGUAAUCAAUGGUUUGUAAGUAUGAGUUGGAAAUUCAGCUUCUUAAAAAUGUAUUCAAGAUCAUAGAUUUUUAAUCAACAAGGCCCAUUGGUCUACCUUAGCUUUCCUUGUACCUUAGCUUUCCUUGUUUCUUCCCUUCUGCUUUUGGACAAUUAUUAAUUACAGGAGUAGCAUUUCCCUGUUUUUACUGAAUUCUUUGUAGAAGCCAAAGUGAGAACUGCAUUAGACCCCAAGUCUCCUGUUCCUCUUAACCCUGCCCUUUGUGAAGGUGUUACAGCUCUCCCUUGUUUUCCAGAAGCUGGGAUGGAUUGCCCUUGACCUCUUUUGGUAUUAUCUUGUUCUCUGGCAAACUGAGCCAACCUUUUCGAUUUACACGGAUAAAUAAUUACACUGUAUUUUACUAGCACAAUUGCAGCUUGCUUCUUGCUAACUAAAAGUCUACAAUUUAAACAUUUCCCUGCCUUUCCCUUUGAAAGCUUUAGAUAACCCUGUUUAUCUUAAACAAAUGUUUGCUGUCAGCAAAAAUCAUUUAAUUCAAGUGUCGAUGCAUUGUAGCUCCUUUGAAAUCUUAGUUAACUUCUUUGGAAUUACAGGAAUUAAGUCUAGCAAACCCAUUUCUUCCAUCAGAACAGUGCAAGGUUUUAGACAUUCUGAUCAGCUGGCAGCUCAGGUUUUAAUUUCUAUUGAAUAUGAAAGUUCUGAUUUUUUUUGUAUCUUUUAUAAUCAGAUUGGUUCCUGUCGUAUUAAUGACAAUUAUCCCUAAAAAUAAAAAAAAUUAAAUAU